AGAAACUGUUCAGUUGAUGCUAGCAAGCCAAACAUUGUGUUAGAUCCCUAAUAUCUGUGGUCAUGAAUUCCGGCCAAUUCCAAUUCUCGUCUGGAUCCCACAGGAGUGGUGCAGGGUGUGAUUUGACCCUGCUAGGAAGUGCGUACAGACCUUCAAGCGUAUAUGGAGGGGCCCUUGGCACAUCUGUCUCCAUUUCCUCCACUAGGCCCCUCUGGCUGGCCUCUGGAGUGGGGGUAUCUUGGGGAUCCCUUGGUGAAUGCAGUGGAGAUAGUGUCUUUCUGGGUGGGAAUGAGAAACAGACCAUGCAAAACCUGAAUGAACGUUUGGCUGCUUAUCUGGAGAAGGUACGUUCUCUGGAAGCAGCAAAUGCUCAGCUGGAGAACUGCAUUUUGGAGUGGCACAAGAAAAAGUCUAAUGAAACAGUGCAGGACUUCAACCAAUACAAGCAAAACAUCGUUGACACGCAGGGACAGAUUGAAGAGGGCAAAAUCACCAAUGCCAAAAUUCUUCUGAGUAUUGAUAAUGCUAAAAUAGCAUCUGAAGAUUUGAAUCUCAAGUAUCAGAUGGAGCAGUCACUCAGGCAGGGAAUGCAAAUCAAUGUUGAGAACCUGCGUAAGGAAGUUGACAACCUGACCAUUGUCACAACAGAUCUGGAAAUGGAGAUUGAAGGCAUACAGGAGGAGCAGAUCCUCAGGAAGAAAGACCAUGAGAAGGAUAUGGCGGCACAUCAUUCAUCAAAGGAUGUCAAGGUCAAUGUGAAAGUGAAUGCAGUGCAGCAAGAUUUGGCCAAGAUUCUAGCAGGGAUAAGAAAGGAUUAUGAAGCCAUCAUUGAAAAGAAUCACCAAGACCUUGAGGCCUGGUACAAAGAGCAGACUGCAACUGUGUCCCCUGUGGCAAAUAUCAGCCCAGAAGAAAUAAAGAGCAAUGAGAGUGAGAUCAAGAACCUGAGGCGAACUUUUCAGGCAUUGGAGAUUGAGUUGCAAGCACAAUUUAGCAAGAGAUGUGCACUGGAAGGUACUUUGGCUGAGACCCAGGGUUACUAUACUCUUGAGCUCCAGAAUAUACAACAAUUCAUCUCCAAAUGUGAGGAAGAGCUGAGCCAACUCCGUCAAGACAUCAAGUGCCAGAACAAUCAGUACAAGAUCCUCCUUGGGAUCAAAACCCGCCUGGAAAAGGAGAUUUCGACUUAUCGUCAGCUCCUGGAGGGAAAAGUUUGUGGUAUAACAGAAAACUCUGAAUCAAGCAUUAAAGAACAUGCUAGAACAACCAGUCGAAAGAUUAAAACAAUCAUGGAGGACAGCGUGAAUGGACAGGUGGUGAACUCCACUGUAAAUGAAAUUGACCAGCAGAUCUGAAGCAAGGAACAUAGUAGGUCUUAGCUCUAUCAAUGGCCUCAUAUUUGACGUUGGGCAAAUCUCUUCCAUGUUUUGUGUUUCAGUUUCUCCAUGUGAAAAAUCAAGGAGAGUCAUCCUGAUCUCCUUUCUAAAGCUCUUUGAAAGCCACAGAUGAAAAGUUUUAUAUAAGAGCUAAAUGGAAGUAUCUUGUUUUUAAAGAAAAGUUCUUUUAUGCACCAAGACAUGGAAGAAAAGCUAGUCAAUGAAAAUAACUCCGCAAUGGUACUGAAUGUGGUAUACAUUUCUCACCAAGGCCAUGAAUCUGCCUUCUAUAAUUGACAUAUUGUUUUCCAAACUGACUGUAACCAAUGUGAAUUUAAUAAUUUUCUACCUUCACUAUCAGUCUGUUUCUUUUUAUCUUUAACAAUAAACGCUAAUAAAAUA
Pelodiscus sinensis (Chinese soft-shelled turtle) is the source of this 1778-nucleotide messenger RNA. RefSeq names its product keratin 23 (gene KRT23). Gene Ontology annotation, biological process: intermediate filament organization; epithelial cell differentiation. Gene Ontology annotation, molecular function: structural molecule activity. Lineage: Eukaryota; Metazoa; Chordata; Testudines; Trionychidae. Gene Ontology annotation, cellular component: cytoskeleton. The record is from RefSeq and is a predicted model, not a curated record.